Sinocyclocheilus grahami is the source of this 2981-nucleotide messenger RNA. RefSeq names its product zinc finger protein 467. Gene Ontology annotation, biological process: regulation of transcription by RNA polymerase II. The coding region runs from base 283 to 1689 and encodes 468 amino acids. The transcript is spliced from 2 exons. Gene Ontology annotation, molecular function: RNA polymerase II cis-regulatory region sequence-specific DNA binding; DNA-binding transcription factor activity, RNA polymerase II-specific. The record is from RefSeq and is a predicted model, not a curated record. NCBI's taxonomy places the organism in Eukaryota, Metazoa, Chordata, Actinopteri, Cypriniformes, Cyprinidae.
AAAUCCCAGGCUGCUAUUGACGUCAUUAUUCUUCGACACUGACGACAGCAGCACGCGACAGAUUGAGGAAGAUUUACCAAACACUUGUGGGUUGCUCUUACUUUUACAUCACAACCAGAUAGCAUUAUCGAAGUACUACACUAGUGAUGGAAGUGAGGCCGUAAACUAUUCUAUUCUAGUCCUCGCUUAGCUAAAACAGAAACCCAAGCCGCCUCUUCUGAGCUCUGCAAUCACGUAUGCAACAUUACAUCUCGCAGUGAAAUACUGCUGUGGAUCGUAACCAUGACUUUGAGCAUGGACAUCAGCGUUUCUUUUCUCAAGUGCGAACUCGCCUCUACUAUCGACCAGGCGGUAAGAUGCGCCGUCGAAACGGUUUUAAAAGAAACGGCGCGAGUUGUUGGCAUAAAGCUGGCCGUGGCUCGAAACGCAGCGGCAGAGUCGCACCGAGAGAAUCAGACCCUGCGCGAGAGACUGGAGAUCUCCGAGAGCGAGCUGAAAGCAGUGCGCUACUACAUGACCGCGGCUGAAAAGAAUAUCAAACAGUGUUUACUUCUCAACAGAAACCAGCUCGGGUCAAAUAUCGUGCGCCCAAACGCAGAAGACGCACUUUUUGUGAUUCCGUCACGCGCUGCGGACGGAAGCCCCACAUUACAGGCGCAAAGCAGAGAUUCCUCCCGCAAGAGCUUCCGAAACUCACCGGGAAGAACCCAAAAUCCCAAAAAUCUCCCUAGUGUUGGCCUCUGUCUCCCCACGGUGCAGUCAGACUGGCCUCGGGAGUGCGUCAACCGCAGAGAGGCAAGAGGAGGGUCCUCAGGAGGCAACAGUUCAGCGCUCGCGAGUGACCCCACGACCUCACAAACUCUUGUGGAAAACAAUGCUGCUCUCUUCAAACCAGAAGAUGAGCCAGAGGGCCCGUUUUACAUCACUAAUGAGGGUGAAAAAGACAACUGUUCUGCAGUAACAGACAGUGAGAGGAGACACGAGGAACCAGAAAAUCCAGACCCCUCCGCAAACCCACCAGAGGAUCCAUCUGACAUGACAAAGUUUGAGUUUGAAAUGAGCACGCCAGCUGGGAAUGUUAAUGAGCUGGAGCUGAUACAGGUGAUGGAGGACUCUGAUGAAGUCCAACAGGGCACCAUUAAAAUCGAAGAGGAUCCUGAUUCCCUUACAUUAGAGCCUCCUUCAUCAAAUCUAGCUGUAGCAUCUUCUUCCAACUCCAUGCAAGAGUUAGCGCAAAUCUCCUCGCCUUCGAUGCGGGAGAGUGAUGGUAAUGCUUUGCUGGCCUUGGCUGCACCUGUUAGUAGUGACUCUGGGUUCAGCAGGACUAUCGAGAGCCCUGAUAAAGUGCACCGCUGUAACAUUUGUGGCCGAGGGUUCAGACGUUUCUACUGCUUGAAAACGCACCAGCGCAUACACACAGGAGAGCGCCCGUAUCCUUGCAGAUACUGCGAGAAGCGAUUCCGCCAUUUGGACAGCUUACACAAGCACCAGCGCAUUCACACAGGAGAGAGACCGUACCGCUGUGCUGAGUGUGGAUGCUGCUUCAGAGAACUCGGUCAACUCAAAAAGCACAGACUCAAACACUCACCCACAUUUGUUCCGGUGGCCAAUCCCACCUUCCCUCUCCUCCCAGCCGGACCCUCCUAUGUCUGGCCACAUCUCAACACACAGUCUUUGGAUUCAGUCUAGGCAUGUGGCGGUAUUUUCAAAGCAUGGUAAUUGUGGAAACUGGUACGGUAUUAUCUGCUGGUAUUCAAUGAUGUUACAAAAACAGGUUGAAAAGAUAAACUUAUCCUCUUAAAUAUUCUCAAAUCAGGGGCAUUAAAAAUAUAUUAAAACAACAAAACAAUUAUAAAUUAAACGUGUUUCAAACUGAUUAAAGUACAAAAGAGCACCACUAUAAGGGACAAUAACAACAAAUUAAAAGAUUUUUAACCAUUAUCCAAAUAUAUUUUCUGGGCUAGUGUGUUUUAGUCCAGAUUAAAAUGUACAACUGUAAACAAAUGCGUAUUAUAUAACGCUUAGUAUUAAAUACUCAAUAUUUGGUGUUAUUAUAAACACCAUAGCAAAUACAAAAUCUGAGUGGUUGUUUUGAAAGCAUUUAAAUACUGUUUGACUUCAGUUCAGAAACAGGAAUUUUCAUAGCAUUACUUGGUGUACAUGGGUAACCACUGUAUUUCUGCUUUUCUGUAAGUGCCACAUACUGUCAGAGCAUGAAUUUGCAUUUCCAUUUGGCCUGUUUGCGUUUUUUUUUCAAAACUUCAGAUCAAAGUGAAAAUCAGACUUAUUUCAUAUGCAGCAUACAUGUCAUGCAGUGUCAUACAUUUUAACUGGUUGAUAAAAAAAUAAGCUAAUGUGCAGUCUAAAAGUCUUUACAAUUCAGAAAACAAGGUACCCAGAAUUAUCCACUGUAUUCUGAAGUGUGCAUGAUUACAAUACUGUAUGUUCAUUCCCACAAUGUACCGUGUUACCAAAUACCAGCACAUGUCUAAUUCAGUAAAAGUGAAGAGAAGACAUCCGACAUCCGAGAAGACAUUUUAUGAGAAUAUGUUGUGGCACAAAACACAUCACAGAUAAAGUUUGUUCAGUAACAGUUUGGUCCAAAAACAAUUGGAGGUAUAUUGGAAGAUAUAUAUUUGCCUGAUUGUGUAAACAGUUUGUCCAUCACACACACACACACACACACAAUUCAUUUAGAUUAAUAUGUACAAAAUACAUCAACCACAGUGCAGCAUAACCAUAACUAUAAUGAGUUGUUUUCAUGCAUAAAAACAACAAUGCAAAUGUGACAGUGCAAAACAUUUAAAUGGGUUCCAGCUAUGAUUAAACCUUCACAAUAGGGCAUUUUUCUGGUCUUGAGGCUUGAUUUUACUCACGCUGAUCAUCACACAAAAAUGUGCAUCCUGCACAAAUCAGAACUGAAACUAAUUAUUUUUGUACUUUGUGUAAAUGCAUCAGUAUAAAUUAUAGCCUGACAAAUA